Erinaceus europaeus (western European hedgehog) is the source of this 8757-nucleotide messenger RNA. RefSeq names its product coiled-coil domain containing 88A (gene CCDC88A). Gene Ontology annotation, molecular function: microtubule binding; dynein light intermediate chain binding. Gene Ontology annotation, biological process: cytoplasmic microtubule organization; cytoskeleton-dependent intracellular transport. The record is from RefSeq and is a predicted model, not a curated record. Bases 919 to 7011 code for a protein of 2030 amino acids. NCBI's taxonomy places the organism in Eukaryota, Metazoa, Chordata, Mammalia, Eulipotyphla, Erinaceidae. Gene Ontology annotation, cellular component: cytoplasm; centrosome. The transcript is spliced from 31 exons.
AAGGCGCGGGUGUGAUGCGGCAUUGCGGUUCUGAGGCCGUUACUCCGGCUCCUCGGGAGAGGGCGGUGGAGGGGACUGGAGCGCGCCGCUGAUUUUUUUUUUUUUUUUUUUUGUGCCGGGGCUUCACAGAGGCGUCUUGAAAAGCCGGGCAGGGCAGGGGAGGCUGGGGCGUUAGGGGCACACAAGCGAGCCCCCACGCCCCCCAGGAGGGGAAGGGGGCUGGAGGCGAGGCUCCAGGGCCCGCGAAGGAUGGUGUCUGUUCGGGGGGAAGGGGCGAGCCCUGCGUGGCUGCGGUGAGGCGCCGGCGGGCCGGGGAGGCUGCGCGGGCGAGAGCGGCUCCAUGCCCGCGGGCGGCUGGAACGUGCUGGGCGGAACGCGGAGGCCGAGCUGGCCGGACGCUCGGGACCCUCGGCGGGGGCUCUAACGUGCUCGUUCAUCUGCCCACGUUGGGUCAGCCCUCUGGGUGUGGGUGAGCAGUUUCUCUGCUUUGGCUUCCGAGGCACCAGACAACCUUGACGGGCUUUUUUUUUUUUUUUUUUUUUUGUCUUGCCUCUCCAUCCCCCUUUCUCCUUCUUCCUCCUCCAGAUGCCUUUUCUCUGCCCCUCCUCGCCCCGCACAGACAUUUCCCUUGCAGGCGGCGGCGGCUGCGGCUGCUGCUGCUGCUGCUCGUGGCGGCUGUCGAAGCCGCUUGGAGGAGGGGGUUCUGCUGGUUUCCGUCUGGGAUAUUCUUUAAGGAAGGAGAGUUUUCCUCCCUUCCACGAUGACAUUGUCUUUCCGUCUCGAAAUGGCCUUUCAUUGAUUUCUACGGACUUUUAACGUUUAGUGGCCAAUUCGCUAGGCGUAUUUUUUUUGUGUGUGUUAGUUCCUUUUUUUUUUUUUUUUCCUUUCUUAACCCUUUUUAAAUACAUUAUCUGUAAAAUGGAGAACGAGAUUUUCACUCCGCUUCUGGAGCAGUUCAUGACCAGCCCCUUGGUCACUUGGGUUAAAACGUUUGGACCUCUGGCUGCAGGAAAUGGAACUAACCUGGAUGAAUAUGUGGCUUUGGUGGACGGGGUAUUCUUGAACCAGGUCAUGCACCAAAUUAAUCCUAAAUCGGAGAGUCAGAGAGUAAAUAAAAAAGUCAACAAUGAUGCUUCACUUAGGAUUCACAAUCUAUCCAUCUUGGUGAAACAGAUAAAAUUUUAUUACCAGGAGACUUUGCAGCAGUUGAUAAUGAUGUCAUUGCCAAAUGUCUUAACCCUUGGCAAAAAUCCUUUUUCUGAGCAAGGCACAGAAGAGGUUAAAAAGUUGCUUUUGCUUUUACUGGGUUGUGCAGUUCAGUGUCAGAAAAAAGAAGAAUUUAUUGAAAGAAUUCAAGGUUUAGAUUUUGAUACAAAAGCAGCAGUUGCUGCACAUAUUCAAGAGGUAACCCAUAAUCAGGAAAAUGUGUUUGAUUUGCAAUGGAUGGAAGUGACUGAUAUGUCUCAAGAGGAAGUAGAACCACUCUUGAAAAAUAUGGCAUCACAUCUGAAAAGACUUAUAGAUGAGAGAGAUGAACAUUCAGAGACUAUUGUAGAACUCUCUGAAGAGCGGGAUGGUCUUCAUUUUCUUCCCCAUCCUUCUUCAUCUGCACAAUCACCCUGUGGUUCUCCAGGCAUGAAGCGGACAGAAAGUCGACAACAUCUAUCAGUAGAACUGGCAGAUGCUAAAGCCAAGAUAAGAAGACUUAGGCAGGAAUUGGAAGAAAAGACUGAACAGUUGUUGGACUGUAAACAAGAACUUGAACAAAUGGAAAUAGAACUGAAAAGACUGCAACAAGAGAACAUGAAUUUGCUUUCGGAUGCUCGUUCUGCAAGAAUGUACCGAGAUGAAUUGGAUGCAUUACGAGAAAAGGCUAUCAGGGUUGAUAAGCUUGAAAGUGAAGUCAGUAGAUAUAAAGAGAGAUUACAUGAUAUUGAAUUUUAUAAGGCAAGAGUUGAGGAAUUAAAAGAAGACAAUCAAGUUUUAUUAGAGACAAAAACCAUGUUGGAAGACCAAUUAGAAGGAACUCGAGCUCGUUCAGAUAAAUUACAUGAACUAGAAAAAGAGAAUUUACAACUAAAGGCUAAACUACAUGAUAUGGAGAUGGAGCGUGAUAUGGAUAGAAAAAAGAUUGAGGAAUUAAUGGAAGAAAAUAUGACUUUGGAAAUGGCACAGAAACAAAGUAUGGAUGAAUCAUUACAUCUUGGAUGGGAACUGGAACAGAUAUCCAAAACUAGUGAAAUAUCUGAAGCACCACAGAAAUCCUUGGGCCAUGAGGUGAAUGAGUUGACAUCAAGUAGAUUAUUAAAGCUGGAGAUGGAAAACCAGAGUUUGACGAAAACUGUAGAAGAGCUUCGGAGUGCUAUGGAUUCUGCAGAAGGCAGCACUUCCAAAAUACUGAAAAUGGAAAAAGAAAAUCAAAGACUAAGCAAAAAAGUUGAAAUCCUUGAAAAUGAGAUUAUUCAAGAAAAGCAAAGUCUUCAGAAUUGUCAGGACUUAAGCAAGGAUCUUAUGAAGGAGAAAGCCCAGCUUGAAAAAACAAUUGAAACUCUUAGAGAAAAUUCAGAGAGACAGAUUAAAAUACUGGAACAGGAAAAUGAACAUCUGAAUCAAACCGUGUCUUCCUUAAGGCAGCGUUCCCAGAUAGGUGCUGAAGCAAGAGUGAAAGACAUUGAGAAAGAAAAUAAAAUUCUCCAUGAAUCUAUUAAAGAAACAAGCAGCAAGUUAAGCAAGACUGAAUUUGAAAAAAGACAGAUUAAAAAAGAACUGGAACAUUUUAAAGAGAAAGGAGAAAGAGCAGAAGAACUUGAAAAUGAGUUGCAUCGUCUUGAAAAAGAAAAUGAGUUGCUACAGAAAAAGAUAACCAAUUUAAAAAUUACUUGUGAAAAAAUUGAAGCCUUAGAACUAGAAAACUCAGAGCUAGAAAGGGAAAAUAGGAAAUUAAAAAAAACAUUAGAUAGUUUAAAAAACCUUACUUUUCAGUUAGAAUCCCUAGAAAAAGAGAAUUCUCAACUUGAUGAGGAAAACUUAGAACUGCGAAGGAAUGUAGAAUCCUUGAAAUGUGCAAGUAUGAAAAUGGCUCAGCUACAACUAGAAAAUAAAGAGCUGGAGAGUGAAAAAGAGCAACUUAAGAAAGGUUUAGAGCUCAUGAAAGCAUCUUUCAAGAAAACAGAACGCUUAGAAGUUAGCUACCAGGGUUUAGAUACAGAAAAUCAAAGACUACAAAAAGCUCUAGAAAACAGCAAUAAAAAGAUUCAACAACUAGAGUCUGAACUUCAAGACUUAGAGAUGGAAAAUCAAACAUUGCAAAAAAACCUAGAGGAGUUGAAAAUAUCGAGCAAAAGAUUAGAACAACUGGAAAAAGAAAACAAAUCAUUGGAGCAAGAGACUUCCCAACUAGAGAAGGAUAAGAAGCAGCUGGAAAAGGAAAAUAAGAGACUCAGACAACAAGCAGAAAUAAAAGAUACCACAUUAGAAGAGAAUAAUGUGAAAAUUGGAAAUUUAGAAAAAGAAAACAAAACCUUAUUCAAAGAAGUUGGCAUUUAUAAAGAAUCUUCUCUUCGUCUAAAAGAAUUAGAGAAAGAAAAUAAGGAGCUUGUAAAAAAAGCAACCAUUGACAUAAAAACUUUGGUUACAUUACGAGAGGAUUUGGUGAGUGAAAAAUUGAAGACUCAACAAAUGAAUAAUGAUCUUGAAAAAUUAACUCAUGAACUUGAGAAGAUAGGGUUAAAUAAAGAGCGACUCUUACAUGAUGAACAAAGUACUGAUGAUAGAUACAAACUUUUGGAAUCAAAAUUAGAAUCCACUCUCAAGAAGUCCCUUGAAAUAAAAGAAGAAAAAAUUGCUGCUUUAGAAGCUCGAUUAGAAGAAUCUACAAAUUACAACCAGCAGUUGCGACAAGAACUUAAAACAGUUAAAAAGAAUUAUGAAGCUCUUAAACAGAGACAAGAUGAAGAAAGGAUGGUACAAAGCUCUCCUCCAACAUCUGGUGAAGAUAACAAAUGGGAGCGAGAAAGUCAGGAAACAACUAGAGAACUUCUGAAAGUUAAAGACAGAUUAAUUGAAGUAGAAAGAAAUAAUGCUACAUUACAAGCAGAAAAACAGGCAUUGAAGACUCAACUGAAGCAACUUGAGACACAGAACAAUAAUUUGCAGGCUCAGAUUCUUGCACUUCAGAGGCAGACAGUGUCAUUACAGGAACAGAACACUACCCUUCAAACUCAGAAUGCCAAACUUCAGGUAGAAAACUCCACACUAAACUCCCAAAGUACAUCACUGAUGAAUCAGAAUGCACAACUCCUAAUUCAGCAGUCUUCUUUAGAAAAUGAAAAUGAAUCUGUAAUCAAAGAGCGAGAAGACCUGAAAUCUCUCUACGACUCUUUGAUCAAAGAUCAUGAAAAGCUGGAACUACUUCAUGAACGUCAGGCUUCAGAGUAUGAGUCUCUCAUUGCUAAACAUGGAACUCUAAAAUCUGCCCACAAGAAUCUUGAGGUGGAGCAUAAAGACCUUGAAGAUCGGUACAAUCAGUUACUAAAGCAGAAAGGACAGUUGGAAGAUUUGGAAAAAACAUUGAAAGUAGAACAGGAGAAAAUGCAACUUCAAAACAAAAGUCAUGAGACUAUAGCUGCAGAAUAUAAGAAACUUUGUGGUGAAAAUGAUAGACUGAAUCACACAUAUAAUCAGCUUUUAAAAGACACUGACGUUUUACAAACUGAUCAUAAAAACUUGAAAAGUCUUCUAAAUAGUUCCAAACUGGAACAAACAAGAUUAGAAGCAGAAUUUUCAAAGCUAAAGGAACAAUACCAACAGUUGGACAUCACAUCCACCAAACUAAAUAACCAGUGUGAGUUACUAAGCCAACUUAAAGGGAAUUUAGAAGAAGAAAACCGACAUCUACUAGAUCAAAUUCAGACAUUAAUGCUACAGAACAGAACACUGUUGGAGCAGAAUAUGGAAAGCAAGGAUCUUUUUCACGUUGAACAAAGACAGUACAUUGAUAAGUUAAAUGAAUUAAGGCGACAAAAAGAAAAAUUAGAAGAGAAAAUUAUGGAUCAAUACAAAUUUUAUGACCCAUCUCCUCCUAGAAGGAGAGGCAACUGGAUUACUUUAAAAAUGAGAAAAUUGAUAAAGUCUAAGAAAGAUAUUAAUCGAGAACGUCAGAAAUCUCUAACAUUAACACCAACCCGCUCAGACUCCAGUGAAGGAUUUCUUCAACUCCCCCAUCAAGACAGUCAAGAUAGUUCUUCAGUAGGUUCAAACUCUUUAGAAGAUGGCCAAACUAUGGGAACCAAGAAAAGCAGCAUGGUUGCACUGAAAAGACUGCCCUUUUUGAGGAACAGACCGAAGGAUAAAGACAAAAUGAAGGCCUGCUACCGACGUUCCAUGUCCAUGAAUGACCUGGUGCAGUCCAUGGUCCUAGCAGGAGGACAGUGGACAGGUAGUACUGAGAAUUUGGAGGUUCCUGAUGAUAUUUCAACGGGUAAAAGGAGGAAAGAAUUGGGAGCUAUGGCCUUCUCUACCACAGCCAUCAACUUUUCAACUGUCAACUCUUCUACAGGCAUCAGAUCCAAGCAGUUGGUUAAUAAUAAAGAUACUACAUCAUUUGAAGAUAUAAGUCCACAAGGUAUUAGUGAUGAUUCUAGUACGGGAUCAAGAGUUCAUGCUUCAAGACCAGCCAGCCUUGAUAGUGGCAGAACAUCCACUAGCAAUAGCAAUAAUAAUGCAACACUCCAUGAAGUCAAAGCAGGUGCAGUUCAUAUCCAAAGCAGGCCACAAAGCCACAGCAGUGGAGAAUUUAGCUUGCUUCAUGAUCAUGAGGCUUGGUCCAGCAGUGGUAGCAGUCCGAUCCAGUACUUGAAAAGACAAACCAGAUCAAGUCCAGUGCUUCAGCAGAAAAUGCCUGAAACACUAGAGAGUAGAGCAUAUCACAGGAUCAAAACUGGUUCCCCUGGAAGUGAAGUUGUUACUCUACAACAGUUUUUGGAAGAAAGCAACAAGCUUACCUCAAUACAGAUUAAAUCCUCAAGUCAAGAGAAUCUUUUAGAUGAAGUAAUGAAAAGUUUGUCUGUCUCUUCUGACUUUUUGGGGAAACAUAAACCAGUUAGCUGUGGUUUGGCCAGAUCAGUAAGUGGAAAAACCCCAGGAGACUUCUAUGAUAGAAGGACAACUAAGCCUGAACAAUUUGUGAAACUUGGUCCUCGAAAGACUGAAGAUACUUAUUCCAAUAGUUCUCCAGGAAAACCAACACCAAGCACCCAAGGAAAGAGAAAAUUAGUAAAAGAAAUUUCCUUAUCACGACAAUCAAAAGAUAAUAAUCCUUAUGCCACUUUACCUCGUGCAAGCAGUGUAAUCUCUACUGCUGAAGGAACUACUCGAAGGACAAGCAUCCAUGACUUGUUAACUAAAGACAGUAAACUACCUAUAUCAGUUGAUUCACCACCAGCUACUAUUGAUAGCAUCAUCACUGCAGCACCUAGUGAGUACCGUUUACACCAGUGGUCCUCUCAUUCACUUUACAAUACAAUACAUGCUAUGGAUUCUCCUGCCCAAAAUGGUUUAGCUACAGAUGUGCCUGAGUCUUUAUAUGCCCAGGAUAGGAACUCAAGAACAGAAAGGUCACAUUUUCUAAACCAACCUCUUGCCACCACCAUUAGUAUGUCUAAUGAUUCAUUAGGAAUACCAGCUAAAAAUAGCGUAGAGUCAUUUCCUAUGACUGAUCCAUCUCAGCCAUUUUUAUCCCUGAAUACAGAAUUAGUUAGUAAUAUUAGUGGGUUACGCUCCAGGCCAUUCACCAGAGUAGCUGGCCAGGCUUAUGCCUCUUUGAAUAAAGCUGCACAAAAAGAUAGUAAACAGGUUUCUGAUAAUCAGAACUCUAGUAACAGUAGCCCACUGUGUCCUAUAGAUAGCAGUAAUCUUACUCCUCCUGCAUGCCUCGAUUCAGAUGACACAGAAGCUGCAUUACUGGUUUCUGAGGAUAAUCAAACAGUUUGGUAUGAGUAUGGUUGUGUAUAAUCAAAGAUCACAAUAUAAAAUGAUGUUAUUUGAUAUACAUUUAUGCUUCUAUAAUUUUCUUAUUUGAAAAACUGCUGUGAAAAAGUACCAUUUGCCAUUUCCCAGGCUUAUAUUUCUGUUUCUAAGUUGUGACAAAUUGUUCAGCUGUACAACAUGGCACGUAUAUAAUUGUGAAUAUGUAACCCAUGCCUGAACCUGCAUGAAAUAUGAAUUGCAUUGUGCAUUUUUUGCAUGACUUUAUAAACCUUAGCAGUAUAUACUCUGUCACAUUUCUUGUUGCCUGAUAAGAGAUUGUUACUUUGAUGUCUAGACGCAUGUUAAAGUAGUUGCAUGCUAUCAAUAUAAUUACCAAGAAGACAUUUCCAGGUCAUUUAUUUUGCUGCUUCCACAAAACAAAUCUCAUUUUCUUCCUAUCUUCCUGUGCUUCCUUUCCUUGCUGCCUUCUCACUCCUUUGUUUUUUCUAGUAAGUGCAUUUCAUAUUGCACAUGUAUAGUAUCAAAAAAAGACUAUAUGUGUAAAAAAUGUUUUUUCUUUUCUCAUUUAAUACCUAAUGUCCUGCUGCUUUACUUUUAAAGAAAUAGUUAAAACUGCAUCAACACUUAUCUAGAAAAUAUUACGGCCAUAUUUAUCAAAUUGUGCAGAUUUAAAACAUUAAUUUUUUUUUAAAAGCCAUCAACGUUAAAUGUGAUUUAAACACUGACUAGGAACAUUUGCAUUAAUUCUAUUUCUUACCUGUACUUUUCUGCAUCUGGUAAAUAUAAGAGUUCAACUGAAAUAUUCUUCAAGAAGAUUUCUUACUCUGAAUCAGUUAACAUGGUAGUUUUUCCAGUACUUUUUUUUUUUUAUCUAGAACUUGAGAAAUAAACCAAAUCAUACUCUGUUUGAAUUCUGCAUUAUUACUCAUAUUCAAAAAACAAAUAAAUAAAAAUAAGAAGUUCAAAAAGUGAUGAAGGUUGUUACACCAAUAGUUCUGUACUUAUUAAACUAUAUCUUGAAGACAAAGAUUUUAACUCAUUGGCAUUUAGAAGGAAUGCUUUGAAUUGUAAUUUUCUAAGUAGGGAGGAAAUUAUUGUUAAAAGCAUGUUGUUAAAUUGUUAGUUUGGCCAAAGGAAACAGAUCCAUAGAGAAUUAUUGAAAUUUCUGUCCUUUAUAAAUAAAGCCACCCCCAAAAUAAAAUUGUUUUGGAUACUAAAUCCCUUCCUUUUAGACUAUUGACCUUACUUCUUUCUCAUAACCAGCUACUACUAAAAAUAUUUCUAAUGCAGGUAAUCAAAUGAACACAAUUAGAAAUUUUUUAUUUACCACCUGACAUUUUAUUUUAAAAUUUUUAUUUUAGGGGUGGCUUUCUUUCACUAACUCUCUCAUUAAUAAAUAAAUAAAAAUUUUUAAGUUUUAUUCCUAGGUUAUUAAAAGGAAAAAAAGGACAUCAAAAACAUGUGAUGUGCUAGAACUAUGAGAUAACUGACAAGAGGGAGUUGUGUAUUCAUGUAGUUUCAAGGGCCAUGUGGUGGCAACACCUGGUUUAGCGCACAUGUUAUAAUGUGCAAGGUCCUGGGUUUGAGCCCCUGGUCCCCACCUGCAGAGGAAAAGAACCAGACAUCCCUCUGGUGCAUGUGCUGCCAGGGAUCGAACUCAGGAUCUCAAGCAUGAGAGUCCAACACUUUAUCCAUUGAGCCACCUCCCAGACCACACAGUAAUAAAACUAAAUGGUAAAUAAAAGUGAGAUUAGAUGGAGAACCACAUGG